Molecule: messenger RNA, 3446 nt
Organism: Leptopilina boulardi
Lineage: Eukaryota; Metazoa; Arthropoda; Insecta; Hymenoptera; Figitidae
Gene: Lapsyn
Product: toll-like receptor 4
Exons: 4
Coding region: 101-1150 (349 amino acids)
Cellular component (GO): voltage-gated potassium channel complex
Molecular function (GO): potassium channel activator activity; transmembrane transporter binding; voltage-gated potassium channel activity
Source: RefSeq, a predicted model, not a curated record
AAUUUCAAUUAUUAUACGAGAUGUUUGUAAAAAUGGACGGCUACUGGAACAUGGACGGAAACUGGGACAACGACGAAACAUUGCCAGACGAAAGAAAGACAUGAAUCUGUUUAUUUUCCAUGGCCUCAUCCUGUUCGGAUUCAGCAUGACGAUAAUGCCGGAAACAUUUGCAUUAAAAGAUACGUGGUCUCAAUCAAUGCUCUCAAAUUCAGAAAUUCCACCAAAGAAAUGUCGAUACUUCAAAGAUAAAACUAUGCUCACAUGCAAUUGCCAAAAUCUAAGUUUUGAUAAAAUUCCUCAAAAUCUUCAGACGAGUAUUGAGAUUUUGGAUUUCUCAUACAAUAGAUUGGUUGACAUCAGUAAAGACACAUUUUCACGAUUUACGAAUCUAAAAUUUUUAGAUUUGAAGGACAAUUUUCUACAAGGCGUUGAGGAUGGAGCAUUCGAUCCUUUACAGGAGUUGAUGGUAUUAGAUUUAUCGAGAACCAUUUCAAUAACACUUCCAAAGGGAUUAUUAAGCUUACCACGCCUCGAGAAACUCUACAUCGAAGACAAUAAAUUGACUGAAUCUGUUUUCGAAUCCCAAAUUGUCACAUCACCAUUAAAAAUUAUUCAUGCUGUUAAAAAUUCAUUCAAAAAAUUUCCCAAUCUCGGACCAUUACCAAAUUUAUUUUAUCUAAAUAUAUCGGAAAAUCAAAUUUCAAAAAUCAAUGUCGAUAAUAUUGCUCCACUUUGCAAAUUGCAAAUACUCGAUCUCACAAAUAAUCCAAUUUCCUUUGAUGAGGCUACCUGUGAUUGCCAACAUUUCAAUAUUUGGAUUAAGCAACAUAAUAUCACUGUUCUUCCUCAUUUUAAAUGUUCAAAUAAAUUUGACUUAAAUUGUUCGGAAAAUUUCAAUAAUAGAACAAUGUCACUUUAUCAAGAAUGCGAGGAAAUUAUUAAGGAGAAAAUUAAAAGCGAAAAGGCAAAAUCAACUUGGACUUUAGUUAUCAGUUGUGUUGCUGGCUCAUUAAUUUGUAUUUUCUUCAUUCUCUAUUGUAUUCAUAGGAGAAACAAAAAACGUCAUCGAAAACUUAAGAAAGCACAACAGUUAGCUUCAAAUAACGCUAAUACGGAACUUUUAAACAGUAACUUACAAGAACAGACGUGAAUAAAUUUCUGGUGAAAAGUUUUUGGAAAAUGCAUAUUAUAUAUAUAUAUAUGAAGGUAUAUAUAUAUAUAUAUAUAAAGUGACGAGAGGUAUAAAUGAUGAAUAAGGUGGAUAAAGUUCUCUCCUUUUAUCCAAUUUAGUUUAAAAUCUAGUCACUGGCGUCGUCUGUUUUCAUUCAGUUUCAAUCUAACUUCUAAGCAGGGAAACGAACUCAUCUGUAAAGUGUAUUCAGUAAAUGUUACCAUUAAGCAAUGUCGUGAAAACUGCGCUACAGCUGUAAAUAACUUUCUGUGAUUUUAUUUCAGAUGUAAAUUCCUCCAGUUUACCUCGCUUAUUUAUUGGAUACUUUAAUAAGCCGUUCUUUUUUUUUUUAUUGUCAACAUCUUGUCAUCAACUGUCUUUUCUUUCUCUUAAUUCAGGAACAUUUUUUUUUUUUUUUUGAAGAUAUAUCGUUAAACGUUUUGAUAUGACUUGUUGAACUGAAUGAAUAUGAAUUCAAAAAUUCCUUUAACAUUGGAUCGAAAUUUAUUCUGUCAAAUUGAACCAUAGAAAUUUUUCUAUAUAAUUUAUUAAAAUUGAAUAAAAAUAUAUUUGUCUUAAAACUAAAUAACUAUUUAUUAAUUUUAAAUCAAAAAUUUUUGUAAACAAAUAUAAUUUUAUUAGACAGAAUUAAAAUUUUUAUUUUCUUUUAAUAAAAUUUAUUUAGCUCUGAGGCAAAUAUAAAUUUUUUUUCCUGUUAGUAACAUUGAAUCAAUAAUUUUGAAUGAAUUAUUCUUUCAUUUACUUUUUAUUUAUAGGAAUUUUCUGUAAUUACAUUUUUUGAGUUAUCGAAUUUUUUUUUCUUUUCUUUUUGAUAACAAAAUUAUCAUUUAAUCGAAUUUUUUGUUUCGUUAAUAAAAGCGUAAUUUUUUAUUCGACAUUACUUAUUGUUGGAAUUAAAAAUCUUGAUUUUUAAAGAAUUAAAUCAAUAUAAAAAGAACCUUAAUAAUUAAUUAAAUUCUGAAAUAUAAAUUUUUGUUCAAUUAUGGAAAAUUUAUUUUAAUUUAAUAUUUUAUAAUACAAUAUGUAAUACGUAAAAAGUUGAUUUAAAAAAAAAAAUUGUCUUGCUAGAAAUUCAGAUAACUUGAAAAUUUUAAUUACAUUAAAAUUUCAGUGAACAAAAAUAAAAUUAAUAAAUUCAAAAGUUGAAUAAAAAAAAAAAAAAUCGAAUAUUAAAACGUCUAUCCACAUCAUUACAGCAAAAAAUUUAAAAUAUGAAGCUUAUGAUAAACAUUUAAAUUCGAAAAUGUAAAUUUUUGUUGAAUAAAAAAAAAAGGUAAAAAUAAAUAAAAUUUUCUCCGAUUUUGGGAAAAUAUUCACGCGUUUCAUUUAAUUUUUAUUAUCUGAUGGUAUCAUAAAAUGGUAAUUCGUUUUGGUUUACUUUCGUAUGCAGUUUGGCGAAACAGCUACAUAUAUACAUACUUAUUUUCUAUUUGCGAUUUAACUUUUCUAAUGCGUUGCAAUUUUUGUACUUACUAUUUUUGAUUCUAAGCGAAAAACCACACGUACUGUAUGUACUCUAUAUGUUUCAAUAUAAACUUUCUCGAUCAAACUUUGUAGAUUGGUAUUUUCUUUUUUUUUAUAUAUAUAUAUUGCGAUACGAUUAUGUAUAGAGGCUAAAAUGUUGAGGCUUUGUUUUAGUCAGAGGUCUUAUAUUUUUUUAUGCCAAAUAUGCCAUGUUUUUUUUAGUAGUAUAGAAAUUUAUAUAUGACUUAAUAGAAUUAAUAUUGUCGAGUAGCCAAUUAUUAUUAUUAUUUAUAUAAUAGAUAUAUGAUAAUUAUUUUUUAGACAAUUAAGAAUUUCCAUUUAUCCUCAUGAAUUUAUUAUUUUACGAAAGAUCUCGAUAUCAUGUAAUUUCGAACUACACAAAAGUAUCAGAUCUUUAAAAUAUAAUAUAAUAUACUUUUUUGUUUCAUACCCACGUGUAUGGAAUACUCGACUGAUAAUUAAAAAAAAAACAAAAAAACAAAUACUUUGUAGCAACUUACAAAUCUUUUUUAAUCGUUGUAAUGCGAAUAUUUAUAUCACGAUAAUAUUAUACACAUUGGAAUUUGUGCAGAAAAACAAAAAAAAAAAAAUUUAUAAAAAAGAACUUGUUGUGGAGCUAAAAAAAAUCUUUGGAAUUCUUUAGAAUGUUUAUAUUUUUCUUACUGCAAACAUUGUCUACGAUUUAUAAUGUUGCAUUCCUAGCAGUUCAAAGUUAAUUAUUAUUAACAAAUCAUUAGAGAACACAUUUAGAAAAAAAAGAAAAAGAAAA